Molecule: messenger RNA, 1065 nt
Organism: Talaromyces rugulosus
Lineage: Eukaryota; Fungi; Ascomycota; Eurotiomycetes; Eurotiales; Trichocomaceae
Exons: 4
Coding region: 1-1065 (354 amino acids)
Biological process (GO): transcription by RNA polymerase II; transcription initiation at RNA polymerase II promoter
Cellular component (GO): transcription factor TFIIF complex
Source: RefSeq, a predicted model, not a curated record
AUGGCCGCGCCCGUCAAACAGGAGCCAGGGUCUGCGGCCUUUAUCAAGCCCGACCCGGACAGCAAAGAGGCUCUCUCGGGCAUGCUAUCAGACGAAGACAUAUACGAGGAUGCUGGAGAUCUCGACUUUUCUCAAGCCGGGCAGAACGUUUGGCUGACGCGCAUUCCGAACGACCUAUGGAAACAUUGGUCGCAUCUCGACGAGGACGAAGAAAUUCAGAUAGGCACUGUCAGGGUUGAAGGAGAGCCACAUGAUAUCAAGCGGAUAAGUUUGCGACUCAACGACCACCCUAACAACAAAGACAUACCCAAAGACUAUCUCCUUCAGCGACAGAACGUGGACUCGAAAAAUAGUUCGUUUACAGUGCAGAACAAUUAUAUUUUCAGCGAGAAAGAUUUACCUGGCCAUAAGAAUCGCGUCGAUGAGAUAUUCGGCGAGACACGAUCGAUGCUCUACGAGUCUGUGAAACGGGAGGCCAGGAAGAAAACAUUCAAAAAGAAAUGGGAGCCCUAUGUGCGGAAGACAAUACCUAAGCAAACGUCAAUCGCUGGAAAGGUCGCAGACGAGUUCAACUGCAUGCCGGUCGAAAACGCAGAAUAUCAACGGCUAUCCGAGGCUAAAGCUUUGGAAGUCCUGAAACCCAAGAACAAAGUUCUCUACCGCCCGAAUCUCGAACAAACAGGCCCGAACGUCAGAGAAGUUGCUGCUGGGAAAAUCGGAGGCUUUGUGCAACCGCUCAAACCAGUUAAACAGCGGGCCCAGGAGAACAAGGCUACCCGGAGAGAACGAAACAUCCUUCUGGAUCAAAUUUUUGGCCUGUUCCGCCAAUAUACUCAUUGGAAAUUUGCCGAUAUCAAGGCUAGGCUAAACCAGCCAGAACAGUAUUUGAAAGAGACGUUGGAAAUGGUGGCACAUCUGGUCAGAUCUGGCGAUUUCGCCAUGACAUGGGAGCUCAAGCCAGAGGCCAAGGAGGCAAACUAUACAGCCGCAAUGCUUGGACAGAACGCCGAGGACGAUGCCAUGGAUGCAUCAGAUAACGAAGACGUGCAAUUUGAGAAUGUUUGA